Messenger RNA from Sinocyclocheilus rhinocerous, 2389 nucleotides. Its product is annotated as putative ZDHHC-type palmitoyltransferase 6. Lineage: Eukaryota; Metazoa; Chordata; Actinopteri; Cypriniformes; Cyprinidae. The record is from RefSeq and is a predicted model, not a curated record. The transcript is spliced from 10 exons. Gene Ontology annotation, molecular function: palmitoyltransferase activity; protein binding. Bases 203 to 1834 code for a protein of 543 amino acids.
ACAGCGUAUUUACCAGGUAUUUACAUAUUAUCAGAUUCGCUCAAUUAUCGAAUGACUGAUAAUCUAACGGGAGAAUAUUAUCGUGGAUGUAGACUUUUCCGCCGCACCAAACCAAUUAAGAUAUCCUUUUAUAAUGAAUUUCUUACAGUUGGCCAAGAAUUUCUUAAGCCUGCAGAAGAAGGCGUAAAUAUAUGGUGGCAGAAUGCUGCAGUCUUCAGGAAGUUGUAUAUUUGAAUCGAUUCAACGGGGUGAGAUCGACCGAGUUUCCCAUUUAUUACAGCAGGAUCGGGGUGUUUUGAAACAAAAGGGUUGGGGAGGUUUCACAGCCCUCCACUUUGCUGCUCUUCAUGGAAACCGGCCAAUGGCUGAGCUUCUGCUGAACAGCGGUGCUGAUCCAAACAUUCCCUGUGAUGCAGGACAAACUCCUUUUCACUUUGCGUGCAGAAAUGGCAAUAUUUAUAUCAUGCACAAAAUGAUGCAGCACGGUGCAGACUUGCACAUAGUAGAUGAGCAAGGGAAAACGUCUCUUCAUCAUGCAGUCGGUGGAGGAAGCGUUAUUGCCACGCAGUACCUGUGGGAGACUGGAAUGUUCCGUUUCACUGAUGCCGAUAACUAUAAGGUCACUCCGCUGCAUUUGGCAGCUUCCACAGGCAAUUCUGACGUAGUCCGCUAUCUCCUUAGAGCAAAUAGAUGUGCACCAGAGGCAGUUGACCACCAGGGGGCGACAGCACUUCACGUGGCUGCAGAGAAAGGCAUGAUUGAGGUGUGCUGGCUACUGCUGAAGAGUGCCGGGCUCCACAUUUUACACAUGAAAAACCACACUGGCCUCACACCUCUAGACCUCUGUAAUCAAGGGAAUACAUUUAGACAUCAGCAGCUCUCUAGGAUUUUGACGCAUUUCAGUCAACGACCAAAAGAUCUGAUUCCUAAGGACUCAUAUGGCAUGUACUUUUGGAUGCUGCUGCUGCCGUCUCUCAGUGGGGCUGGGGUUCUCAUUAUAGCUGCAGCUCUUGGUCAAUAUGGGGCUAUCUUCUCUGCAGUGCUUUUCCCUUGUAUGGCAAAAGUCAUUCUUUCUCAAUAUCAUAGACUGAGCAGCUUUCAAAGGUUACCAAACCCUGUGUACUUGGGAACACUGACCGCGGGUGUAAUUCAUUCCACAGCUUGCUUUCUCUAUAAAUUUUUACCUAGUUUUUGGCCAGCUUAUACCCUCUUCAAUUUUUCACUUGUCCAUUUUUGUGUGUUCGUUGGACUUUUUUGGAAAGUUCUAAAUCAGAAUCCAGGACAACUCAAAGAAGCUGACACUGAUUCCCAGUUUUCCAGCAUAGGAGACUUAAUAGAAGCCGGAAAGAGACCGGACAGAUUCUGUAUUUACUGUGAGUUGAUCCAAGUGGACAACUGUAAACACUGCCGUUUGUGUGACAUGUGCAUCCAAGACUACGACCACCACUGCCUCUUCCUCAAUCAAUGUGUGGGACGGGACAACCACCGCAUCUUCAUCCUCUUCAUCAUGUCUAUGGUAAUGGCUCACCUCAUCUUCAUCCUCAGUGCCGUGUACUACCUCUGCCUGAAACUCUCAGGCUUGCAGAUGUCUGACUGGGGCUCAGUGGCGGGAAGAGAGGCCUCGGUCCUCCUGCUGACUCUGUUCAAUAUCUUCUCUCUGAUCUGGGUGGGAUGGUUGCUAGUUGAGCAGCUUGAUGCCAUUUCCAUGGGAACCACCACCUAUUUUAGGCGGUAUGACCACAAAGGGCCUUCUAAAAGACAACGGCUGGGAACAAUCCUCACUUUUCUGCUUGAAGGGAGAAGACAGGAGCACAGUCAGUCUUUCAGUAUAUAGAGACGUUUUGAAAUUCCAAGCAACAUCACAGUUUAGUCUCUUAUUGUUGUUUAUAAAGGCUGGAAUAUAUAACUUCUGUUACAUACUUCACAGUCCCGUAGUGUAUGAUGGGCUCAGAUUCAGAUUUUCUAGCUUCAGACUACAAUUUUAUCCAUUCAAAGGAUAUCAAACAUGAUUGAUAUUUUGUGCUGAUUUUAGACCAUACAUUGUUUUCAUUUCUCAUGCAUCUCCUAGCAAUGAGGUGCAUGUUUCUGCGAGAGUUAGUUUUUUUUUAAGUCAAUGCGAUCCUUAGUCGUUUAGUGUGUGAUGCCCAGUUUUGUUUUGUUUUUUAACCAUUUACAAUGUCAGCAAGUGUGUAAUGCAUAUUGUGUUAAAAACUGUUCAGAAUCUAAAAAUUGUAUAGUGCAUUCCAGCCUUAAUUUUCAGGGAAGAUUGUUAAUUUGAGACUCCCAUAGUUUGUAAAAAUAAACAAAAACAAAAAUUACAUUACCUAAAUUAUAAAUCUUCGUAAUAGUGCUUUACAUAAACAAAGGUCACUGCUGCCUUGCCUUGCCG